Messenger RNA from Culicoides brevitarsis, 1774 nucleotides. RefSeq names its product UDP-glycosyltransferase UGT5-like. Lineage: Eukaryota; Metazoa; Arthropoda; Insecta; Diptera; Ceratopogonidae. The transcript has a single exon. The record is from RefSeq and is a predicted model, not a curated record. Gene Ontology annotation, molecular function: UDP-glycosyltransferase activity. The coding region runs from base 17 to 1561 and encodes 514 amino acids.
UCGUUCAAAUUGCAAGAUGUCAAGUAAAAUUUUUCUUAUAUUUUUACUUGCAAGUUCAAAUAUUUGCUUUGCAUAUCGAAUUUUGUGUUUCUUUCCAACCCCAUCGAAAAGUCAUCAAAUUGUAUUUGGCGCAUAUGUAACUGCACUUGUUGAAGCAGGACAUGAAUUAACUGUAGCAACAACGGAUCCGAACGUUCUUGAACGCCAUCCGAACAUUACAACAAUCGAUUGGAGCUCCGUUCAAUUGUAUUGGAUUGAAAGAAUGAAUUUGGCAAAAAGUUCAACAACAGGCAUGUUCAGUCAAUUACAAGUUUAUCUCAAUACGAUUCAGAAUCUUUUGGAUUUGCAACUUUCUCAUCCGGAUGUGCAAGAAAUUAUUCAAAAUCGCCCAAAAUUCGAUCUUGUAGUUGUUGAGUCAACGUGUUUUGGAUUUUUUGAAUUUUCUGAAAUCCUAAAAGUACCUUUGUUGGUAAUUGCUUCGUCAGAUGCUGUCGAACACGAAAGUGUUGGAAAUUUUGUGCAUUCUAUUGCUGCUCCAAUGAGAUAUGCUGCUCCAACGAAUGGACAAAUGACGUUCCUUGAGAGAUUUAAAGCAAAAACAAUAGACUUAAUUCUCCUUCCUGUGAAAUAUAUUUUGGAAAAUGCAAUUAUGCCGAUCGUUAAAAAGCAUUUUGGACCAAAUGCGAGAUCUUUUGAUGAAAUUUUUGAGGAUAUUGAUAUGUUGUUUGUUAAUGCUCAUCCAGCUUUGGGAUAUAUUCGCCCGAUCGUACCAAAAACUAUCACUUUGGGAUUUUUGCAUAUCAAAGAACCAAAAAAGUUGCCUCUUGAUUUGGAAAAAUAUUUGAACGAAUCGAAGCAUGGAGUGAUAUAUUGUAGUUUUGGAACCAAUGUUUUGACGGAAAAGUUCGACAAUGAACGUUUAACAAUGAUUUUGCGUGCUUUUGGAAAGUUGAAGUACGAUGUUUUGUUCAAAUUUGGCAAUGACACGAUCGAAAAUAAGCCUGCGAAUGUAAAACUUGUGAAAUGGGCGCCUCAACAAGAUUUGUUAAUGCAUAAAAAUGUCAAAUUGUUUAUUACUCACGGCGGGCAACAUUCCCUCGAAGAAGCUAUUUACCGUGGAAAAGUUCCUCUUUUGGCAAUUCCCUUCUUUGGCGAUCAAUUUAUCAAUGCGAGACGCAUUGAGGCGAAAAUUCUCGGAAAAUCGUUAAACAUCGACACGUUUUCCGCAGACAAUUUCCUCUCAACGGUGCACGAAGUCAUCGACAAUCCAAAAUUCAAGGAAAACAUUUUGAAAUUAAGUGACAUUGUGAAAGAUGAACCAAUGACACCGACAAAAAAAGCUGUUUUUUGGACAGAGUACGUGAUUCGUCAUGAGGGAGCAAAACAUUUAACGUAUCAUGGAAGGAAAAUACCAUGGUAUCAAUUCUAUUAUCUUGAUAUCGUCACAGUUUAUCUCUUGAUAGCGACAUUACUCAUUGCGAUUGUGAGAGUCAUCGUUCAGCUGUGUUUGAAACUGAUUAAAGUUCUUUUCAUGCGACAAUUACAUCAAAAGCAAGAUUAGACAAAAAAAAACUUGAGCAACGAUUUUGUCAAAUCAUUUGGUCAAACAAAUCCACGUUAGACGAGAGAUAACAUUUUAUCAGCGUGGGAACUUUUUUCUUCUUCAGUAAAUAAAUAAAUUUGUUGACAAAAUAAUAACUUCCUGAUUUGGCGUUUCCAUGAACAUUUUCCAACACGUGUUGGAUUAAAUCAAAAAAAAAGUAUAAAAAAAAAU